Chlorella variabilis is the source of this 936-nucleotide messenger RNA. RefSeq lists its product as hypothetical. The record is from RefSeq and is a predicted model, not a curated record. The transcript is spliced from 5 exons. Lineage: Eukaryota; Viridiplantae; Chlorophyta; Trebouxiophyceae; Chlorellales; Chlorellaceae. Bases 1 to 936 code for a protein of 311 amino acids.
AUGGCAGCCGGGGCCGCACCGGCACCUGGCCGGUCCGCCAGCGGUCACGCCCACCUUGGCAAGCAUCCAAGCGCGGCCUGCCGAGCCGCAGCAGCUGACCGGCCCAGCGGCGGUGGGGAGCUGGCGGCGUACGAGCUGCAGGUCCUGGGGAGGCCGCCACAGGCGGGACCCGUGGAUAUUGCCAUCCAGCCGGGGCCCAGCAACAGCCGCUGCAUCUUCUCCGGUGUGGACAUCGAGGCGCCCGCGCCCGCGGUCUACGCAGCGCUGACGUCGUACGAGGCCCUGGGCACCUUCAUCCCAGGCCUGGCCGAGAACCGGUGCCUGGAGCGGUAUGCAGACGGCUGCAAGCUGCUGCAGGUGGGGCAGCAGGACCUGGCGCUGGGGUUCAAGUUCUGCGCUCGGGUGUGCCUCCGCAUCACCGAGUAUCCGGCAGGCAUGCCGGCCCGCCUGCUGGGCCGCAGCCCCGCCGGCGGCCCCGCCGGCGCCGGCAGCAGCGGCGAGGGCCUCGCCCGGCUGUGGUGGCCGUUUGGCGGCGCCGCCGCCGCGGCCGGCGCCGGCAGCGGCAGCGGCAGCGGCGGCGGCAGCGGCGGCGAGAGCGAGGGCCAGCUGUUUAGCGAGGCGCGCUUCCUGCGCCCGCGCUCGCCGCUGGGCUGCGCCACCCCCAUGGACAUCUCUUUUGAACUCGUGGAGGGAGACUUUGCGGCGUUCAAGGGCAUGUGGCGGGUACAGGGCGCCGGGUACGGCGCCUCCCGCCUCUCCUACACGCUCUUUGUGCGGCCGCAGCCCUGGCUGCUGGUGGGACUGAUCGAGCAGCGGGUGCAGGACGAGAUAGCGGCCAACCUGGCGGCGGUCAAGGCGCAUGUGGAGGCGCAGAUGGCGGCGGGCGCGCGGCCGCCGCCGCCCUCGCUGCCGCCGCCGCCAGCCGGCCUGCUGUGA